AUGUUAUGGGCCCUCCUGGAGAGUCCGGUCGACCAGGAUUUGAUGGCGUUUGGGGAGAAGCGGGGUUUCCAGGUGAAAAGGGUUAUCCUGGACAUGGAGUUCCCAGACAAGGACAUCAAGGUUCUCCUGGUUUACCGGGGUAUCCCGGAGAUCCAGGAAUUCCUGGUGGCGAUGGACCUGAUGGAAUACCCGGUGUUCCAGGCCCUCGAGGGGACGACUGUCCCCGGUGUUCACCAGGGAGAAACGGUGCUGUGGGUGAUAAGGGAGAUGAUGGCAGACCAGGUUUGAUUGGAAGAAAUGGUUUUGUGGGAGAAAUUGGAUAUUCGGGUCGGAAAGGCGACAGAGGACAUCCCGGUCUUCAUGGUCUCAAAGGCUUUCAUGGUUUGCCUGGUGUUGAUGGGGAGCAAGGUCUUCCCGGAAGGAAAGGAGAAACCGGAGAACUUAUUUAUCCUACAUCUGGUGAAGUGACCAAAGGAGAUAUGGGAGAUCCUGGAUAUCCAGGACAACCUGGACGACCAGGGCACCAAGGGCUUUCGGGCUUUCCUGGAAUGAGUGGAAUUCCUGGCCUUAAAGGAGAGCAGGGUGAUUAUGGAGAAAUAGGACCACCAGGGUUGCCUGGAUUGCAGGGUCUGCCUGGAGUGCCCGGUUUUAAAGGUGAAUUAG
Molecule: messenger RNA, 663 nt
Organism: Oppiella nova
Lineage: Eukaryota; Metazoa; Arthropoda; Arachnida; Sarcoptiformes; Oppiidae
Source: the annotation of a GenBank genome assembly